This is a messenger RNA of Cheilinus undulatus (humphead wrasse), 3117 nucleotides long. It is a transcript of the gene dapk2b, whose product is annotated as death-associated protein kinase 2b. Gene Ontology annotation, cellular component: cytoplasm; nucleus. The coding region runs from base 206 to 1705 and encodes 499 amino acids. The transcript has 10 exons. Gene Ontology annotation, molecular function: ATP binding; protein serine/threonine kinase activity. Gene Ontology annotation, biological process: protein phosphorylation; intracellular signal transduction; positive regulation of apoptotic process. Lineage: Eukaryota; Metazoa; Chordata; Actinopteri; Labriformes; Labridae. The record is from RefSeq and is a predicted model, not a curated record.
UGCAAGUGUCAGAAAACAACAGAGACGCCCAAAGGAGCAGCCUUGUGUUUGAGCUAAAGCCAUGAGGGGAGCAGAGCGGCUGUAGGAGAUGUGGGAGCUCAUGCAAGUUUAGCAUCAGAUCUGCUUCUGACAGAAGGGUUGGACUGGUGGAGAAAGGCACAGAGACCGGCUUUAGUGGCGAAUCUUGAGGAGAAAAACUACGUCAAUGAAGACACCAGGCAUGGCUGUGUUCAAACAACAGAAUGUGGAGGACUUCUAUGAAAUGAGGGAACUUCUGGGGAGUGGGCAGUUUGCAAUCGUCAAACGCUGUAUAGAGAAGAGCACGGGCGUUGAAUAUGCAGCAAAGUUCAUCAAGAAGAGACAGAGUCGGGGCAGCAGACGUGGAGUAAAGAGAGAGGAGAUUGAGAGGGAAGUCAACAUCCUGCAGCAGCUUCAGCACCCUAACAUUAUCUCGCUACACGACAUGUUUGAGAACCGCACAGAUGUUGUGCUUAUCCUUGAACUUGUUUCUGGAGGAGAACUGUUCGAUUUCUUGGCUCAGAAGGAAUCUCUCAGUGAGGAAGAGGCCACCCAGUUCAUCAAACAGAUCCUUGAUGGAGUCCAGUACCUCCACUCCAAAAGAAUCACACAUUUUGAUCUUAAGCCUGAAAACAUAAUGCUGCUUGAUAGGAACGUUCGUCGACCCCACAUCAAGCUCAUAGACUUCGGACUGGCACACAAAUUAGAAGCAGGGGCGGAUUUCAAAAACAUUUUUGGGACCCCUGAAUUUGUUGCUCCAGAGAUAGUUAACUACGAGCCGCUGGGAUUGGAGGCAGACAUGUGGAGCAUUGGAGUCAUCACAUAUAUACUAUUGAGUGGCGCAUCACCGUUCCUUGGUGACACAAAGCAGGAAACACUGGGAAACAUUUCCGCCAUGAACUAUGAUUUCGACGAGGAGCUUUUUAGUAGUACAAGUGAGCUGGCAAAGAGCUUCAUCAGACAACUUCUAGAGAAGGACAAAAGAAAAAGAAUGACAGUACAAGACGCCCUUAACCAUCACUGGAUUAAGUCCUGUGGCUGCAUCAAGGAAGAGAAUGCUGCACCAGAAGAAGAGAGAAAAUCAGAGCAGCUGAAGACGAGUCGUUUAAAGGAGUACACUAUCCAUUCCCAUUCCAGUGUGCCCCAGAACAACACAUAUGCAAACUUUGAGCGCUUUGCUCAUGUAGUGGAGGAUGUCAAUCUGAUGGAGAUGGGAUUGUCAGAGGUGGCAGGAGCCAGACACACCCUCCAGGCGGAUAUAGAGGCACUACUCUCUAUCUACAAUGAUAAAGAGGCAUGGUAUAAGGAGGAAAGUGAGACCACAAGGAAGCAGCUGUCUCAGGUCCACUACCAGUUCCGUAAAAUAGAGGCCACGAGGAUGCUGCUGCAGGAUGACAUGAAAGCUAUAGAUACUAAACUAGAGAGCAUCAGCGGCAAGUACAAUCAUAGGCAGAGUCGGCUGGACGCUUUGAGGCUGGAGCUGAACUCUGAGCUGCAGUGGCUGCAGGAAGUGAUGAGCUCCUUGCAUUCAGAGGGAGCCAGCGGCAGCAUCCACAUCAACAGCCUGAAUAAGGACGUGAGGCAGGCGCUAAAGGAGCUGCUGCAUCCGUCCUGCAAGAGGGAACUGUGUCCUGAGGCAAAACAGCCUCUGUCAGAGUCCAAGUCAUAUGAAGAGACACUUUCUUAAAUGCUUGAGAAAAUCUUAAAAAAUCAGAGCUGUUUUUCAGCUGUACAAAACUGUAAAUGUAUAGCUUAGUCCUUUUUACUUUUCUUUUUCAACCUAAGGUACUGUGAUAUUACAUUGCAGUAAUAGUAUGUAUUUGAUUUUGGAGUGACUUGUGUAUUGGCUGUCUUGGUGAAGUAAAUUGAUGUGCUUUCAUUGCUUUCCUAAGCUACACGAAGGACAGAGUUUGGCUUACCCUGGCAUAGCACAAAAACAGGUUACCUUACACUAUUCUAAUGCUUGGUGAAACCACUUCAAGCACUUCUGUUGGCACUACUGAACAUAUUUUUGUCAAAGCUGCACAAAAUCAGCAUAGAAAUGGUGAGUGGUGUUUUUACAGGCUGCUAGAGACAAUUACAUAAAGCUGUUAGUCAUGCAUAUAGCUCCCCUUUACAAAAAGAUGCAAGUAUGAAUUUAUCUCAAACAAAUAAAUGUAGCUAGAGCAUCAGUAUACUGAUAAGUACAUUUUAUUACGUAUUCCCAGGUUAGCUGUUUCCCUUAGCUUCCAGCCUAAACUGAGCUAACUAAAGCUAAGCUAACUGUAGUGAGGCUUCUACUUCUUAUUUCAGGGGUAUAAUAUGCUAAUUUUGUUAUAGUAGAUUUUGCACCUUUACACUAAUCUCUCAGAUAAAAACAAAUCUCCUUUAGCACGUCACUUUCCUGUUUCCUCACUCCUCCCUCAGUGUUCUGAUAGAAGGCAGCCAUUUGCAAGACAGUCUGGCAACAGACCGCUCAUCUCUGACGGCCACUCUCACAGACCGUUCAUCUGAGCUACGGUAUAUCUCAGCAACGAAAUACUUGCUAAAGCAUUCAAAAUAAAAUCGCAUUAAACUUUCUGUACAGGGUUAGGGUAAGAGUCAAGGUAAUGGAUAGAAAACCAAGAGCUAAAAGUCAAAAUCUGACCUGUAAAACCUGAUUAAAAACAUUUGAUACAGCCCGGUAAACAGUCUGCUCACAGAAAAAAAACUGUCACCAUUGAAAACAUUUUAAUGCACCAAGCUUAUCUUACAUAGCUCAGUUAGCUGCAUAAGCUAUGUAGAUAGCAUAGCUACACAACUAACCGAGCUACAUAGCUAACAUAUAGCUGCAUAGCUAACGUAGGUGAAGCUAAGCUCCAAAGCAGCUACAUAAGUUAUGUAGCUCAUUAUCUACUUUAGCUGCAUUUGCUAAAGCUCAUGUUGCUAUAGCUAAUUUAGCUACAGAUACCAGAGCUACAUAGUUAAUGUACCUAAAGCUAGGCUCAGAAGCAGCUUGCAACAUUAAUACAUUAAUUCGAGGCCAGUGUACAUAAGCUUUAGCUAAAGGUUACAGAGCUGAAGUGAGCCACUGUUUGUGCUUCUAAAAUGGGUCUAUACAUAAUUAAACCCUGGAUUAGA